This is a messenger RNA of Fonsecaea nubica, 1083 nucleotides long. RefSeq lists its product as hypothetical. The record is from RefSeq and is a predicted model, not a curated record. NCBI's taxonomy places the organism in Eukaryota, Fungi, Ascomycota, Eurotiomycetes, Chaetothyriales, Herpotrichiellaceae. The transcript is spliced from 2 exons. The coding region runs from base 1 to 1083 and encodes 360 amino acids. Gene Ontology annotation, molecular function: inositol phosphoceramide synthase regulator activity. Gene Ontology annotation, biological process: inositol phosphoceramide metabolic process. Gene Ontology annotation, cellular component: Golgi membrane; inositol phosphoceramide synthase complex.
AUGGCGAACUAUGGCAUCUCCGCGCGCCUCUUGCGCCUGGGCCGUCCAAAGCGCUUCUUCUACACGAUGACGCUCUCGACGGGCGCCAGUCUCAUUACCCUCUCGAUGCUGGUCAAUAAACUCGCUGGCCUCUACGGCAUUCUUGCGCUCUUUACGGGAUACCACCUAUCGCCCUUCCAACUGUCCAUGUACAUCUACUCGACCGUCGCACUCGUCCUUACUGCCUACCUUGCACGACAUAUCCGAAAACAAUCGCCCCUGCAGUGCCUUGCGCUGGCUUGGUUUUACAUCUUGGACAGUAUCGUUAACGCCGCAUACACCGCCGUCUUCGCUGCGACAUGGUUCUUGGUGCUGGCACAGCAUGACGCAGGGAAGACGGACAAGAAAGGACCUGGCGCAUCGACUAUGGACCAAGUAUCGGGAUUCACGGAUCCACAACUCAAUGUCUCGAGAGUAGAAGUCGUUGCCACACCCCAGCCUCCCAUGACGGGUGGUGGUCAGGACGCUGUCGCCGCUGGGGUCCCUGCCACCAACGCUGCGGGCAGCGGAAGCAACGGCGCCCUGCAAUCGGCCGUCUUGGACUCGCAAAACAUGAAUUCCGUGGGUGUUAUUAUUGCCAUGUGGACCAUCCGGGCUUAUUUCUGCUUGAUCAUGCUCGCUUUCGCCCGUAUGGUCAUCCGACAACAUAUUGCCUCGAGCGGAUCUAAACUGGGCGUCGAUUAUACCACCGCAUCAAUAAACUCCCAAUUAGCAGAGAAUCCAUUCUCUGAGAGCAGACCAGAGGGAAAGGGUUGGGGAGGCAAACUUGGUCGCUUUAUGGUCGGCAUUGGCCGAAGUUAUUGGCUGGGCAGUGACGAAGAUGAUAGCUGGAUGAACGGCAUGGGUGGGAAAUUCCGAAAGAGUGGUAUUGCCGGCGACGAAAAUGGGUUCAUGCUCAGUAAAAUUGAGAGUGGACCUACGGAGAGGGAAAGGAGAAGACGAUCGGGAACUGGACCGCCAGCACCGGCCCCAGGUGUUGUGCCUGGUGUCGCUACGGUGGAGGGAGACAAGAUGACUUUGCAGAUUCCCCCGCAGAACAACUAA